Heterotrigona itama is the source of this 1504-nucleotide messenger RNA. The record is from the annotation of a GenBank genome assembly. NCBI's taxonomy places the organism in Eukaryota, Metazoa, Arthropoda, Insecta, Hymenoptera, Apidae.
AUGGGAAAGUACCGUUCUCAGAGCCAAUACACGUCAAUGGGAAGUGAAAGGGCAGCCAAAACGUAACACCGCCCCGGUUUUCCCCUGGAAAUUCCAUAUUGGCACGCAUUCUAUUGGCUGAGCUGCGUUCUACGUGGGUAUAAGAGGCGCGACCAGCGUCGGUACCGUCGCAGUCUUCGGUCUGACCACCGUAGAACGCAGAUUGGCCGACUCUACUAGAGGAGUUAACAGCGCCACCAUGACCGAGUACAAGCCCACAGUGAGGCUCGCCACCAGGGACGACGUGCCCAGGGCCGUGAGGACACUGGCCGCUGCAUUUGCUGACUACCCCGCAACCCGCCACACCGUAGACCCCGAUAGGCACAUCGAGAGGGUGACCGAACUGCAGGAGCUGUUCUUGACCAGAGUGGGCCUCGACAUCGGAAAAGUGUGGGUGGCCGACGAUGGAGCGGCCGUCGCCGUCUGGACGACCCCCGAGAGCGUGGAGGCCGGAGCCGUGUUCGCCGAGAUCGGCAGCAGGAUGGCCGAAUUGAGCGGCUCCCGGCUGGCUGCACAGCAGCAGAUGGAGGGCCUGCUGGCACCCCACCGGCCAAAGGAGCCCGCGUGGUUCCUGGCCACCGUGGGCGUGAGCCCCGAUCACCAAGGCAAGGGACUUGGUAGCGCGGUGGUGCUUCCCGGUGUAGAGGCCGCAGAAAGGGCCGGUGUUCCCGCCUUCCUGGAAACCUCCGCUCCCCGAAACCUGCCCUUCUACGAGAGGCUGGGCUUCACCGUGACCGCCGAUGUUGAGGUGCCCGAGGGCCCAAGGACCUGGUGCAUGACCAGGAAACCCGGUGCCCUGGAGCAGCUGUUGAAUUUUGACCUUCUUAAGCUUGCGGGAGACGUCGAGUCCAACCCUGGGCCCAUGUCUAGACUGGACAAGAGCAAAGUCAUAAACUCUGCUCUGGAAUUACUCAAUGGAGUCGGUAUCGAAGGCCUGACGACAAGGAAACUCGCUCAAAAGCUGGGAGUUGAGCAGCCUACCCUGUACUGGCACGUGAAGAACAAGCGGGCCCUGCUCGAUGCCCUGCCAAUCGAGAUGCUGGACAGGCAUCAUACCCACUCCUGCCCCCUGGAAGGCGAGUCAUGGCAAGACUUUCUGCGGAACAACGCCAAGUCAUACCGCUGUGCUCUCCUCUCACAUCGCGACGGGGCUAAAGUGCAUCUCGGCACCCGCCCAACAGAGAAACAGUACGAAACCCUGGAAAAUCAGCUCGCGUUCCUGUGUCAGCAAGGCUUCUCCCUGGAGAACGCACUGUACGCUCUGUCCGCCGUGGGCCACUUUACACUGGGCUGCGUAUUGGAGGAACAGGAGCAUCAAGUAGCAAAAGAGGAAAGAGAGACACCUACCACCGAUUCUAUGCCCCCACUUCUGAAACAAGCAAUUGAGCUGUUCGACCGGCAGGGAGCCGAACCUGCCUUCCUUUUCGGCCUGGAACUAAUCAUAUGUGGCCUGGAGAAACAGCUA